Pseudogymnoascus verrucosus is the source of this 2006-nucleotide messenger RNA. RefSeq lists its product as uncharacterized. Gene Ontology annotation, biological process: DNA damage response. The transcript has a single exon. The coding region runs from base 79 to 1713 and encodes 544 amino acids. NCBI's taxonomy places the organism in Eukaryota, Fungi, Ascomycota, Leotiomycetes, Thelebolales, Thelebolaceae. The record is from RefSeq and is a predicted model, not a curated record. Gene Ontology annotation, molecular function: histone H3K56 acetyltransferase activity. Gene Ontology annotation, cellular component: nucleus.
CCCGCGAAGAACAAAGACGGUUUUAUUUCAAGCAGUUUCUUAGGAGUAUGAGGUUAUUUUUGGUUUAUUGCUAUACUUAUGGCGGCGCAUAAUGGCUUACUUUCUGGAGGGAAGGAUAGGAGAAAGUCGCUGGAGCAAUUGCUGAGUGAAGCCUUGCCAAAGGACACAAGCUUCAAGGUAUACCAUCUAUCCACGCCACCAACGUCCACUUCGGCGAUCUACUCUGCUCCUCCAGGAAAGCGACCCAACAAGACAUACUGCGAAAGUCAUUUCCUGUCCGUGUCGAUAAAUUCGAAUGGCAAGGCCACAUCAGGUUCACCAGGCGAAGUGCUCGUCUACGCUAUCGAGAUCCUCAUUUAUUCGACCGCGCACUCCACCACGCUAUUCGUAUCGAAAGCCGAUUCCAGCGGAUAUCUACACCUACUAGACCUCCCCAAAGGCAGUCCGUCACCGCUGAAGGAGAUCAGCUCGGCGUUUUUGUCAUACCUGGUGGAGCGACGUAGGAGGCCUGGCAUCCAAACCAUCGUUUCGCUGUUCGCCCGGGCGCAGGACCAAUAUCUAUUUGCGAGGAGCAUUGAUAAUAAAGGGAAGCAUGUCUUAGAUGACAGAGGCUUGGUGAAGUGGUGGUGUCGGGUGCUGAACCCGUUACUGGCCAACGAGAAAGAGGGAGGAUGGCAUAACAUUCAUGGAUAUCUGACAGUGCCGGGUUUGGAUACGUAUGAGACGAGGGCAUUCCUACCACCAAAGCACGCAGAGACGAAGACAUGGACGGUUGGCCACCCACUACGAGAGAUCGCGCUUUUCCCGGAUGCGCCUCCUCGGUGCCUCAUCCCUCACUUCCCGGACGACCCAAAGUCGAGGUAUCUUGACGAGUUGGAUGACGAGCUUUCUGGGUCUCAGGGGAAGGAUAACGGGCGGUGGAAGAGUGUGAAGGACUUGGAUAUGUUUUGGGAAAUGAUGGCUUUCCGUCAAGAAUGCAGUGCGGGCCGUCUGGUGGGGUUCAUAUGGGUUGUCUUUGCGCCGACUCCUCCGUCGGAGUCGGCGGAAGCAGAAGACACAGCUAGCAGCCAGGCAUUGACGAGUCAAGCGAGCUUUGCAAGUAGUUUCACGGAGCCAGAUGAUAGUCCCGUCAAAUCGCAACGAACGUCUAGACUGCCGAAUCGGACUGUCGAAACUCUCAAAGACGAGACCAGAUCUCCAUCCCGUACAAGACGCCGGAAGGCGAAGAAGGCGCCCACUCUCUCUGGACCCAUUGUUUCCCGAAAACCCCGAGUUAAAGAAAACAGCAAUAGCCACCAGCCAUCAAGGCCCGAGAGAACGCCGUACUACAUAUGGCCAGCCGACAGUAGAGGACAAGUUGUGCUCGAGGAGAAAGACUACCACCGCUUCCACGAACUCCUCCUAUCGCUAGACUUCGCGAAUAUCGAACUAGCGUGCGCAGCCACGAAGCGAUGGACUGGCGAGGUCCCGGGAGGCUCUCCCGUUGAGACGCUCGGCUGGGGAACUACAGUUGUUGGCACGAAGGCUUUUGAGGCGAGAAACUUGCCGGGUCGCGAUAACGUCACGACGCUGAAUGUUGGGCUUGUGAGGAAGAAGAGACGGGCUGGCGAUGAUGGAGGGGUCUCUGCCGAGGCGCCACCUCAGGAGAGUGUGCAAGCCCCUGAAGUCAAUGUUCUGGGUGCUGGGAUGAUUCGGAAGAAGGCAAAGCCGUGAAGGAUGGUGUCGGGGCGGUUGGUGUGGGGGGUUUUUUUAUAGGGCAUUUACUGGUGUUUUGCAAGGCGCGGGGUAGGCGGGACCGGGGCCGGGGCAGGGAGUUAACGUUUGCAAUGGUAUUCUUGCCGCUCAAAAGUCUGAAGAGGGACUGUGGAUGACAGCAUUGAUCACUGCAACUAUAAUUAAAGACAAGACUCUUCGUUACUGAAGGGUAUAAUUGUCGUAAUAGUUACUUAUGAAUACAGCGGUGAUUACAGCAACUGUAACUGAAAUAAAGACUCCUAGUUACUGAG